Molecule: messenger RNA, 4273 nt
Organism: Westerdykella ornata
Lineage: Eukaryota; Fungi; Ascomycota; Dothideomycetes; Pleosporales; Sporormiaceae
Product: leptomycin B resistance protein pmd1
Exons: 2
Coding region: 235-4179 (1314 amino acids)
Biological process (GO): transmembrane transport
Cellular component (GO): membrane
Molecular function (GO): ATP hydrolysis activity; ABC-type transporter activity; ATP binding
Source: RefSeq, a predicted model, not a curated record
ACAAGAGCGACUUUGUCAAGCACACACCCACCCACCUGCAUCCAUCAUGACUUUGAACACCUGCGUUCACGUGUUUUCUGCCCCUGUCCGAUUGUCCGCCAAUCAUCAUACUGGCCAUGCACUGACGGCUGGGGAUGGCUCGCCAACCUGGCAACCCGCAUCCUGGGUCUUCACGACACCGACUUGUACUUCGUGUUGACAGUUUUUGACGUCCUGCAGCGGUUGUGUGUUCUGAUGCCGGCCAAAUUUCGCCCCUGGCAGUCCGUGAAGCCAUUCUUUGGCUUCAUUGCACUUCUUUUCUAUGCGGAUCCAACGUGGCUAGACAAAAUCCUCAUCUUUGCCGGCUUCAUCGGAUCCGUCGCCGCUGGAGUACCUUUCCCUCUCAUCGGCAUUGUUUUUGGACAGGUCAUAGACACGUUUAACAGUGCAAUAUGCGGCGAAGGCAGCGGUGCGGAAUCAUCCAACACCCAAUCUGCUGUCAACGAUAAGAUUCUCCUGAUGGUCUACCUCGCCAUUGCGAUAUUCGCUUUGACGUAUCUUCACGUUGUCUGCUGGAACCUGGUGUCACAACGUCUUGCUCAGCGUGUACGGGAACGCUACUUGAAGAGCCUCCUCAAGCAAGAUAUCGCGUUUUUCGACAAAGUCCAAGCGGGGGAAGUGUCUUCGCGCCUGAAUGGAGAUGUCCAAGCCAUCGAAACCGGGACCUCAGAGAAGGUCGGGGUUUUCCUCACAUGCAUUUCGUUUUGCAUCACCGCAUAUGUUAUCGCCUUCAUAAAGGACCCAAGACUAGCUGCCAUGCUCGUAUCGUUGAUCCCGGCGUUCUUGAUCAUGACGGUGGUUGGCGGUCAUUACGUACAGAAGUAUUCCACAGCAAUGGCCGACUACUUCGCAUCAGCCAGCGCCAUCGCGUCUGAGGGCUUGAGUCACGUGGGGCUCGUGCAUGCUCUUGGUGCACAUGCCCGUCUGGAAGAACGGUUCAGUGGAUAUCUGAGCAAUGCAAAAAGAGAAGGUAUCAGGAAGGCACUUGCGGCCGCAGUGCAAGCCGGUUUGCUAUACUUCAUCGCCUUCUCCGCAAAUGCUCUGGCCUAUUGGCAGGGAAGCAGAAAGAUCGCCAACACUGUGGAAUUCGGCGGAGAUUCCACAGUCGGAGAGACGUACACUGUCAUUUUCAUUCUCGUGGAUGGAUCCAUCGUGUUAAGUCAAGUUGCACCAUUGAUUCCUUUAUUUGGUGCGGCAGUUGCUGCUUUUGAACGUCUCCGGAGGGAUAUUGAUCACCAGCCAACUAUCGACGGUACCUCCGAGUAUGGUGAAAUGCUUUCUGACGUCACCGGAUCCAUUCGGUUUUCCCAUGUCUCUUUCACGUACCCAUCUCGUCCGGAGCAUCCUGUGUUGAACGACGUCUCAUUUGAAUGCGAGGCCGGUAAGCUCACAGCUAUCGUAGGACUUUCAGGCAGUGGGAAGUCGACUAUUGCGUCACUGCUUACUCGUUUCUAUGACCCUCAACACGGAACCAUCACAAUGGAUGGCCGAGAUAUCAAGAAUGUGAACGUCCGAAACCUUCGGGGAUUCAUCAGCCUUGUGCCACAGGAGCCUUCGCUUCUCGACAGAUCGAUACUGGAAAAUGUUGCGCAAGGCCUGGUCAACUCACCUGCUCAUGCGCAUCUUGCCCCUACUUUACUGAGCGAUGCUCUUGCAAAACUAGUUGACCAGGUCCGUGCAGGAGAGGACCUGCUGAAGGCAGCUGAGAAAUGCACGACGCACGUUUCCGAGAUUGUCAGCCUUGUCCAGAAAGCUACAGACCUUGCAGAUGCUAGCGCCUUCAUCGAGCGGUUGGAGCAUGGUCUGGCAACGUCUGUGGGCUCAACUGGCAGUCUUCUAAGCGGAGGUCAGAAACAGAGGAUUGCACUCGCACGUGCGCUCGUUCGCGAUCCUCGGGUUCUGAUACUCGAUGAGGCCACUGCAGCUUUGGACUCGACUAGUGAGCAAAGGAUUCAAGCUGCCAUCGAGAAGGCUUCUAAAGGACGGACGGUCAUUUCUAUUGCCCAUCGCCUGUCGACAAUUCGGUCCGCCAGCAAGAUCAUAGUAAUGAAGAAGGGUGAGGUUAUUGAGAGGGGGACCCAUGACGAGCUAAUGCGCCUGGAUGGAGGAUCUUACGCCAGCAUGGUGAACUUGCAGUCUGUGGAGGGUACUCAAGAGACCAAAGUCUCCUCCGGUGAGAAGGAAUACAUGAACGACAGUAUACAGAGCGACAAAGCACUCAGUCCGGAUCCCGUUAACGCUGAGAAAAAUGAGCUAAAUCAGCCAGACGCCUCAGAUGAUGGCAAGGAUGGUGCUGAGCUUCUUGCCAAGUCUAUCAUGAGAACCAUGUUUCCUAUGGUACGGCCAUACCUCUUGCUGCUUCUGUUAGCAUUCUUCGCCGCACUCAUUGUUGGCGGUACUUAUCCAGCUGCUGGCCUUAUCUUCGGAAACACGAUUGGCACUCUAACGCCUUGCAACCCUGCGGACUUCAUCCGAUCCCGUGGCCUGCUCCUCUCCGGCAUGUUCUUCAUGCUUGCAUGUGUAGAAUUCGCUGGUAACUUUACCAGCUGGGCCUCUUUCGGGACAAUAUCCGAACGUUUGAUCUACCGAGUGCGGGUUUCAUCCUUCCGCGCCCUCUUCCAGCAGCCGCUCCAAUGGCAUGAGUCCGCAGGCCGGAAUCCCAACAAGCUGUUGUCUUACAUCACCACUGACGGCAACGCCUUGGCCGGUUUCAGUGGCUCCAUUAUCGGCACAUUGUUUGCAGUCGUUGUGAACUUUGCCAUAGCAUUGAUCCUCUCCCAUAUCGUGGCUUGGAGGAUAGCCGUGGUCUUCCUGGCAGUCGUUCCUCUACUCCUCGGUGCCGGGUUCAUGCAGUUGCGAUCAAUCGUGCGGUUUGCGGAAAAGCACGCGGGGGCAUUUUCCUCGUCCAUUGGUAUUACGGUCGAAGCGGUCAGCAACAUCCGCACGGUGGCUGCUCUUUCCUUGGAGCAGGAAAUACUGCAGACAUAUCGUCGAUCUCUGAGUGCGCCACGAAAGGCCAUGGUGAUACAAAGCUUGAAGUCAAAUAUUUGGCUAGCGAUCUCGAAUGCUUCGGGCAAUUUCAUCUAUGCCUUUGCAUACUGGUGGGGCUCCAAGAAUCUUCUUGAAGGGAGAUACUCCCAAACUGAGUUCUUCAUCGUACUUUUUGCCAUGUUGGUCUCCGCUCAGUUAUGGGGUCAACUGUUCACUCUGGCUCCGGAGAUAUCGAGGGCCAAGGCGUCCAUCUCUCGUAUCGUGGUUCUUCUGGAAUUAAACAAAGAUGCUUUGGACUCUCCUCGUGGAAGCUCAAGCUCUUUCGCUGAUGAAGACUUGACGGAGAAGAGAGAUAUCGAAGCGCUGGCAGAUUCCAGGUCACCAACCUCGCGCGGGCAAGGUGCAAGCGUCGAGUUCCGCGACGUUAGCUUCUCCUAUCCCGCGCGCCCCAAUAUCCCAGUUUUAAAUUCCUUCUCUCUCUCCAUCCAGCCCGGGCAGUUCUGUGCUCUUGUUGGACCCUCCGGCGCCGGGAAGAGCACGGUGCUUGCCCUCCUCGAGCGAUUUUAUUCCCCUUCUUCCGGUUCGAUCGUCAUCAAUGGCUUCGAUAUCUCACGUCACCACGGCACCUCAUUUCGGGACGACAUCGCAUAUGUCCCGCAAGACAAUGUGCUCUUCCAUGGCACCAUUCGCUUCAAUCUACAACUGGGCGCACGACCAGGUCACAAGCCGACAGAUGCGGAGCUCGAGGACGCAUGCAAGCUGGCCAACAUACACGACACCAUUGCCGCUCUCCCUCAAGGAUACGACACUGAAGUUGGAGCCAAUGGUUCGCAAUUGAGCGGCGGCCAGCGUCAACGCCUCUCGGUUGCACGGGCGUUGGUGCGGAAGCCAAAGCUCCUGCUUCUUGACGAGAGUACGUCUGCCUUGGACGCCGAGAGCGAGAAGGCGCUCGAAAUGGGGCUGGAGAGAGCGGUUAGGGGCCAAGGAGUCACGGUGGUGGCUAUCGCACACCGAUUGAGGACGAUCGCUAGGGCGGAUGUUAUUUUUCUAGUGGAAGUAGGGAAAGUGGUUGAUCAGGGAAAGCACGAAGAGCUGGUGAAGAGAAGUGAGAGUUAUAGGAUCAACGCUCUACACCAAAUGCUGGGAUAGCUGCCAGGAAGGUUGAACUCUGGCGUCAGUUGCGUUUUGUGCAUUGGGAGGCGAAAAGUAUAGUCCAGUUUGGUACAUUAUACUCAUCGUUCAC